Messenger RNA from Mercenaria mercenaria, 16962 nucleotides. Its product is annotated as CREB-regulated transcription coactivator 1-like. Bases 53 to 1948 code for a protein of 631 amino acids. The transcript has 13 exons. Lineage: Eukaryota; Metazoa; Mollusca; Bivalvia; Venerida; Veneridae. The record is from RefSeq and is a predicted model, not a curated record. Gene Ontology annotation, cellular component: cytoplasm; nucleus. Gene Ontology annotation, molecular function: cAMP response element binding protein binding. Gene Ontology annotation, biological process: positive regulation of transcription by RNA polymerase II; protein homotetramerization.
AGGACCCCCAACGGUGGCAAAAUCAUAACAAGUCUGUCGAUUUGCAUCCAACAUGGCGAACCCUCGAAAAUUUAGCGAGAAAAUUGCUCUGCACACUCAAAAACAGGCUGAAGAAACUGCUGCCUUCGAGGCCAUCAUCAGAGAUGUUAGCGCAGCCACGAGGGGCCACAUGCAACAAAAACAGAACCAACAACUUCACAUACAACAAAACAUAAUGCAGCAAUACCGUGGGGGCUCACUGCCCAAUGUGAAUCAAAUGGUAAACGCAAAUUCAGGGCUAGAUUUACAGGCAUUACAACACCUGGAAGGCAUGAGAGGUCAACAAACACGUGUUGAUAGAAUGCAUCCUCGGGACAGAGGAAGACAGCAGAUUGGUCCUCUUAGAUCUAGACCCUUUCAAAUGGAAAAAUCUAGGGCUGAUUGUUCCCCAUAUGGAAGUGGAGCAUAUUUAUCGCCACCACCAGAUACCAGUUGGAGAAGAUUAUUUCGGCACCUGAACGGUGUCAAUCACUUGUCACGAACAAAUUCGGAUUCAGCAAUACACUCGAGUUCUGCCAUGGGACGAAGCACUGAUGGUACUAGUCCAAAUACCCCACCCAUGCAUCGGCGAAUACAUGAAGUUGUUGGGGAAAACUCUGGAAUGUCAGCAGGACCCUUCCCAUGGGAUCCAAAAAAGUUACAACAAAGACCUAAGUCAUGUGAAGUGCCAAAUAUAAACAUAUAUCCAUCUGGUGAGCCGGACUCACAGAUGCAUGUCCCUGUGGCUAACAACACAGGCUCAUUACCCGAUCUGACCAUCCUCCAGUUCCCAUCACCCCUCACAACCCCCUUAGACAUUGAAGAUCAGAACUACAACAACAGCUCUGCCAAUCUCUCACCAACCAGUGCUCAUAAUAUAAAUAUGGGGCCCCCACAGCACCACAAUGGAUCGCCCGCGCAAAGCCCAGGAAGUCAACGACGAAGGAUGAACGCUAGUGGACCUAGUCCCCUCGUCUUGACUGGAAAUGGAAACCCAUCUAUGAGAGUUCCUGUCUCCCCUCCGGUUCCAAACAUAGAUCCCACCACAUUACAAAUGGAUCCUCGAAUGCAACAACAGUAUUUGUUAUAUAUGCAUCAACAGCAGCAGCGGCACAGGGGUCAGGGGCCCGGACAUAUGUCACCCACGCAAUCAUCUCAAAACCAUGUGGGGCUUGCAGAAAGCCCGCGAGUACCUCCCCCUCAUCUAGGGCCAGUACCAAAAGUUUGUGUAACAUCUCAUGAAAAUGAUCCACCGGAGCCAUCAUUGACUCAGUAUAGAAAUAACAUAUCUGAGAGUGGUUGUCAGUCACCUACAUCCCCGCAUAGUCAACCUUCGUAUUCACCGUCACAAUCUCCUGGUCUCCCACCCACAUCAUGGAAUAAUUCUGUGUUCGAGAUGGACCCCUACCAUCUACAGCAGCAACAGACUAACGCUCUACAACAGCAAUUUGAACAUUUUAACAUGCAUCAAGCAAGUUCAGUUUGUAAUGAUGUAAACAAGUCGGGUGUUGGCCUCAAUAGCUCAGUGUCAACCUCUUUGCCAUACUCCCAGGCUAAUAGUCAAGUAAUGAACCCUGAUUACAACCAUCAGCAGCAGCAGCAGCAACAACAACAACAGCAGCAGCAGCAGCCACAGCAACAGCAGCAGCAGCAGUACUACAUGGACAAUAAUAUCAGCUCUCAGUCACCCAUAGUCAAUAACACAUUAACUAGCUCAAUUGCAAACAAUAAAAUACCAGAUAUUAUUUUAUCAGGUCUGUGCAGCAUGGGAGAUGGAUCUUUCGAUUCUGAUUUGUUCAGUGGAGUUUCAGAUGAAGCUUUAAAAGAUGGAUUAGUUCCCCUGGAUCUGGACGGUUUACAGAUGCUGACAGAUCCAAAUAUGGUGACAGACGCUGAUACUGAAAACUCUUUCAGACUGGAUCAGUUAUAGGAAAGUGGAAGAAAAUCUUGGACAACAGUUUUUUUUCUUCCUAAUUUUGAAAAAAGAAACAUUUUCAAUGGAAUGAUUGAAAAGAAUGGAUUGUGUAGGCAGUUAUCACUAGGCAGUAGAGGCAUUUUACACCUGAUUUAGUAAUACCCUGCUUGUUUAGCAUAUUCUGUGUGCAUAAAAAAACCACCGUGACAGAUUAAAUGGCAGAUUGAACAAAGGAGAGGAAUUCCUCGGGGGGGUGCCAUACUAGUCAGUGGACCAGGACAGACAUGAGAAACAUGUUUAUUUCGUCAACAAUUUUGUGUUAUGUGGGUAAGGGACAAAUAAUGUUUUGAUUGUGUAAAAGGGACACUUUGUUGACCAGAUUGAAAGUGGUAUUGUUCAGAAUUUGUAUUUGGGUAAUGUAGAACAUAACCUCAGGAUUGAAUAUGAAUGGUAAAUAUACUAGACUAAGUAAUGAUUAUUUUGUGACGUACCAUGACAACCAACGUCUUUGUUACUUGCAGAAAAGCCAAAUGCGGGAUAAAUUCUACACUGCAUGAAAUUAACAAAUGAAUGGUCUCUGAAAUACUAGGUUUCGCUCUUGGUAGAAUUAGCAUUAUGUAAUCUCGCCACAGUUGCGCAUUAUGUUACCCUACACAGCCAAACUCUUUCUCACUAUUUCCUUUGUUACGACCAAAUUUCGUAGUGUUGUUGAUAUACAUGACAUUAUUACCGUAUAGCGGGAUAUUUCUGCGGUCAAAAUAUUCUGCGUUUUGGUCCCAAAAAUUAUGAAAGAAAUUUCUGCGUGUUUAAUUUCUGCGUUUUCACAUAAAAGGAAGCGAAAUUUCUGCGUUUUCGAUACCAAGGAGGAGGUAGUUCCCCGCAUGAUCGGACGUCUAGAGAAUGAUAGCGUAUGAAAACAAUAAACUAAAUUACUGAUAACUGCUGUUAAGUAGCUUUUCUUUUAAUGAAUACAUUGUAGAAUAUAAUAACACGUGAAUUGGACAAAUAUAAGUCCAACAACUGCAAACUGCGGUAUAUCGGCAUAAAGGUUACUAAGGUAUAGUUCGGAAGAUGUUAAUAAGAACAACUCAAGUGAAAUUCACUCAGUUUAUUACAUUCACAAAAAAAAUCAAACAAACAAAAAAAACAGAAGAAACGUUUUCUGAGGGAUUAACAGUUAGGACUUUGAUUGACCAUCACACCUAAUUAUACCAUUAUCGGUAAUUGUUAGAUGACGACGGUAAUUUCAGAUAAUUAGACCAUGCCAUUGUGAAUUUCGGAUUACCAUUUGUAACAUAUCGUGAAACAACGUUGAUGAAAAAAUGCAGAUUUUUUUGCGUUUUAAAUUUUUGCUGGAUGAAUAUUCUGCUGGAAAUAUUUUUGCGAUUAUACUGAGAGACCGCAGAAACGCAUCUUAGAUAUCUGUUCUAAGGUAUUCAUUGUGUAGAAUGUCAUGUUAUGCCCUUGCAAUGCUAAUCCCACUCUGAUUUUUUUGUUUACAUUUUUUAUCAGUGAGAAAUAUGGCGUCCAUCCCGAGCUGAAAUGACGUCGCGUUAAAUUUUUACAUGUUUAAGCAAACCUGGUGUGUAAGAAAGAAAAUUUCAUCCCUUCAACAUUAUUUGGAACACUGUUAUUGUAUAGUUCUGGAGAUGUUAAUAAGAACAACUCAAGUGAAAUUCACUCAGUUUAUUACAUUCACAAAAAAAAUCAAACAAAAAAAAAAAAAGAAGAAACGUUUUCUGAGGGAUUAAUAGUUAGGACUUUGAUUGACCAUCACACCUAAUUAUACCAUUAUCGGUAAUUGUUAGAUGACGACGGUAAUUUCAAAUAAUUAGACCAUGCCAUUAUGAACUUCGGAUUACCUCGGGUAACAUAUCGUGAAACAACGUUGAUGAAAAAAUGCAGAUUUUUUUGCGUUUUAAAUUUUUGCUGGAUGAAUAUUCUGCUGGAAAUAUUUUUGCGAUUCUACUGAGAGAACGCAGAAAUAUUGCCCACGUAGAAAUAACCCGCUAUACGGUAUGUCUAGGUCUGUGUAGUCUUGUUCAAAUAUUGUCUGCAGUUGCGUCUGGUUCCGAUUUAGUCCAAUGAUUUUUUGACUGGUUCUUAAAGAAAAUGCAGAUUAAGGACUGGUUCUGAAGAAAUUUGCAGGUUAUAGUCUGUUUCUGAUUUAAUCAGCAAGCUUUAGUCUUGUUUUAGUUUAUGUAGUGUAAAGUUUUUGUCUGGUUCCUGAUUUAGCUGAAAUUUAUUUGACUGGUUUAACUGGUGGUAUGAGUCACAUUAAGUCAGCUGUUUAUAUAAUUUGAUAGUUCCGAAGUGUGAUUCUAAUUAGAUAAGCUGGUUUUUGUCUGGUUCUGAUUUUGUCUGCAAAGUUCAGUCUGGUUCUGGUAUGGUGUAUAUAUGCAGGGGCUCCAAUCUUGUUACAGAAAUUUGUUAGUAAUGCAUUUAAUUUAAGCUUAAUGACUAGGCACUAUUGAAUCGGUUCCCGGUAUCUCAUCACCAGGCAUCAGACAAGUAAACUUGAAGAAAUUCUAAUAACAUGUUAUGACCAUUUUCACAUUCCAUUUAAUAUACCGAAAAGCGAGACAUUUACAAUAAAAAAAUUGCAUUAUGACCUAAAUUGUGUUGAUAUGACUUGAGAACACAACACAAAAAACAAAUUAUGUUGGUAUCAAAAAAGGGAACUUCAAAAUGUUUUCACAGAUUCAUAGAUUAUUAUAGAUGAAAUACAGUGCUUUUUUCAUACAAAUUUGGACAAAAGUUAACAAGAAACACCAUACAAAUGUAUAAGCAGCAUAAAACACCAAAUACAUGUAUGAGCAGACGCAAAUCCCGACACAAAUAUAUCAGCAGAUAGAAAACAUCCCUUAAAUAUAUGAGCAGAAAGAAAGAAAUUAACACCAAAAUUUAUUAGCAGAAAUGAAUUAACACACAAAUUAAUGUAUGAGCAGAAGAAAAUGUCGCACAAGUAUAUGAGCAGACAGAAAACACCACAAAAAUGUAUGAACACAGACAACAACACACAAAUGUAUUGGCAGAAAGAAAUCAACACACAAAUGUAGGUGCAGGAAGAAAUUAACACACAAAUGUAUGAGCAGACAGAAAACACCACACAAAUGUAUGAACACAUAGAAAACAACACACACAUAUAUCAGCAGAAAGAAAUCAACACACAAAUGUAGGUGCAGGAAGAAAUUAACACACAAAUGUAUGAGCAGACAGAAAACACCACACAAAUGUAUGAACACAUAGAAAACAACACACAAAUGUAUCGGCAGAAAGAAAUCAACACACAAAUGUAGGUGCAGGAAGAAAUUAACACACAAAUGUAUGAGCAGACAGAAAACACCACACAAAUGUAUGAACACAUAGAAAACAACACACAAACGUAUCAGCAGAAAGAAAUCAACACACAAAUGUAGGUGCACAAAGAAAUUAACACACAAAUGUAUGAGCAGACAGAAAACACCACACAAAUGUAUGAAUACAUAGAAACAACACACAACUGUAUGAGCAGGCAGAAAACACCACACAAAUAUAUGAACACAUAGAAAACGGCACACUAUUGUAUCAGCAGAAAAAAAUGAACACAAAUGUAGGUACAGGAAGAAAUUAACACACAAAUGUAUAAGCAGGCAGAAAAUAACAUCAGACAGGCAAUACUACACAAUGUUUAAGCAACUGAAGAUACCUCCCAAAUAUAUACACAUACAGAAUGUACAACAAAAAUGUAUAAGCAGGCAGAUAUAUCAUCAGACAGUCAAGAUGACACAACGUUUAAGCAACUGAAAAUGCCUUCCAAAUAUAUGAGCAUAACAGAAAAUACCACUCAGAGGUAUGAGCCUGAUGUGUUUGUUCUUAAAAUGUUAAUGCUAGGUUUACUGCUUGUUCUCCUGGAUAGCAAUGUUUACAGUAGUCUAUGAUGUGUUGUCUAAGUGAGAUGUGUAAAAUUAUUGUUAUUUUAUUGAUAAGGAUGUGUUCCAUUGCAGCUUUAAAUAAAAUACCUACCUUUAAAUUCUAGACUUUCAGGAAGUACUAGCAAAGGCAUGAAAUUGUGUUUGUAGUGCCAUCAGAGUACAGUGUAGUGCACUUGUUCUCGGUUUCAGUCUUGAUGGAUUUAAGGACAAGUAUAUGAAAGGAUAAGAUUUUGUUUCUUAUGUCUUUAACCAUGUUACCUACUUCAAGUGAAAGUAAUUGACCAGAACUGAGACAAGUAGAUGAAAUAUUAUUGCAUGUAUCCUCUUAAUUGCAAGAAGUGAUUUUUUUUACUAGUUUUGCAUAAUAGAAUCACUUAUUUUAUAAAAAAAAAGUAUUGAACUGGAAAAAAAAACUUGUGGCUCAAAUCAGUAAAGUUUAUAUUCUGAUCUGUACAUAUUUAUAUAAACCUGCAAACUUGAAAUGAUUUGAUAUGGCAAUUUUUGGCUCUGUUUUUGUACACCUGUUAUACAUAGCGCAUAUUUUGGGAACACCUGCAGUAGGCAGCUGGUAAGCGACAUCCAAAAAAGUUGUCCACUUUCUAACUCGAGCAGUUCUUAUUUAAUGUUGACCAAACUUGGUCACAGUGUUUAUGGGCCAAAUAUCCUGGUCAGGUUCAAUAACCAGUUAGAUCUUCUCAUCUCUCUGGAGUUAUUGCCCUUCAAUUUGUAAGAAUUGCCAGUGUCUGUUCUCUAACUCGUACAGUUCUUAAUCAAUGUUUGCCAAAUGUGGUCACAGUGUUUAUCGGCAUAAUAUUUUGACCAAAUUCUAUCAGCUUGAGGAUCCAUAUAAGUCUCUUGGGAGUUACGGCCCUUUAAUUAAUUGAAAUUUAGAAAAUUGACAGCUAGUUUGCUUAAUAAGUAGUCUUUCAUUAGUAAAAGAAGUUUUCUGUGAUGGGUGUAUACUAUGACAGUUUUCCACUCUUGUUUUAGGUACGGUACUUUGGAAAAUUAAAAAAAAAACAAUACCUGUUUUCAAGUUUUUCUAAUAGCAUUGUUGUUUCUAGGUCAUAAAACUUAGUUUUGGAGACUGGUCUUGAAAGCAAUCUUCUCAUUAGUCUGUAUUAAGAUUGUGGUCUCAAACGCAACCAGUCAGAUGCUAAAGUUCUCUGACUGGUGUUCAAAUUUAGCUUUAUAACUUUGAGACCUGGUCUUGAAGGAAGUCGUGUUAGAAAGGAUCUGCACAUGUUUUAUAUAUGACUAAUCAUUUAUGGUUGCCAUUUCAUUAUUCUGAAUUUUCAUUUAACCUUUAGCCUGCUGGUGGCAAAUGUUUUAGCCUUUGUGACCAGUGCAGACCAAGAUCAACCCGCACAUCCUUGCAGGCUGAUCAUGGUCUACACUGUUCGCUAUUCGGUCAGUUAAUUUUCAGUGAACACCCCUUCAGAUAAUAAAUGGUACUGUCCAAAUUGAAUGAUGGAUUAGUCCAUUAUAGAAAAUUAGCAGGGUGAAGGUUAAGUGUCAUAUGUAACAACAGAAGCUGUACAAGUUUAUAGUAUGUUACUUAGGUUCAUUGUUUAUGUAUAAUGUUAUUGUUUAAUGCUCAAUUUUGUUUUGUCCUCCAGACUUGAUUUCAUUGCCACACUUUACAUUACAGCUAUUCAGUUCUUACAUUUUGUACAUACGGGGUUCAUUAAAUUCAUUUUACAUAAGCUAAUUAGAAAUGGAGUUUGUCUUGUGUUAAUGCUUUAAAAGGUACGUCCAUCUGAAAUACAUACAGUCUUUAGGGGUUAGGGGAAACAACAUUGUUUAAUUCUGGAGAAAGGUUUGUUAUUAGAAAAAAGCAACCUUUCUUUUAUUAAUGCUUCAAAAUCUUGGAUAUUUAACACCUUUUAAGUGGUUGCUUUUUUUCUGUAACAGGCUACUUUUCAAAACUCCAGUAAGAUUAUACUUAAUGUUUCUGCUACAAAUUUUGAGGUUUUGUCAAUUUUUUUUUCCAAAUAUGAAAGGUAUCACAGUACAUGUCCAUAUACAAACAACUGAUUUGGGAACAGGUGACAAAUGAUAUACAGUCUAAUGUUAUACAUCUUUAGUUCCCCACUGGUGUUUCAUAGCAGGGGACUUACAGUUUGACCCAAGUCUGUCUGUCCUUUAGUCCUUUGCACAAUGUGGGAUCUUACGAUAACUUAAAAAGUAUAAGAUAUUUGUUUAUGAAACUUGGUUCAUGGAAAAUUGUCAGUAUGCAGAAUAUGCAUGUUCUUUCAUUAAAGUUGUGGACAAAAAUGUGGUAGCUAUGGCAACAAAUAAUAAAACAACAUGACAGAAAGUGGCAGAGUUAGAUCUUAAGAUAACUUAAAAAAUACACAAUAUUUUUUCAUGAAACUUGAUCCAUGGAUGGACAGCAAUAUUGGGAAUAUGAACAUCUUUUUAUUUUGUUGCUAUGACAACAUAUUCUCUAAAAUUAUGACAAAAAAGUGAAUUCUGUCAAAAAUUCACAAGUACUAUUUUUCAUGAAAUUUGAUAAAUAGCUAGAAGAAAAUGUAGGAACAUGAACGUUAUUUUAUUUUCUACGUUUAUCUGUUCAUUCAUCCAUCUGUUUGCCUUGUCAGUCACAAAUGGUGUAUUCCUUGUACAAGAGAUUUUUCCGUGAAACCUGGAACGUAGAUAGAAGCAAUAUUUAGAAUGUACAUAUCGUAUUAUUUGUUACUUUAGCUAUCAGUUUGUCCAUGAGGGAUCCUAUUUUAGCUUUCAAAGUACAAGAAUUUUUUUUCAAUCUUAACUUAUAAAUGGUAUAUUAUUUUGGGAAUAUGCCGGUUCUUGAGUUUAAUUAAAAAAUAAAAAAUGAGGUUCUUUGAGCAGCAAAUACGAGAAAUGUCUCUAUUGGUGUCUAUAUGUCUCUUUAUUGCUUGGCAUUCGUCUUGUUUCUCAUGUAUAAUACAAGUAAUUUUAAAUAUUCGUUGGAAAAAAUAUAUAAAUAAUUUUUUUAAUAUAUAUAUAUAUAUGUAUGAAUUAAGUGCUUUUUUAUUGAUAUGUAAAUUUACAAAUUUUUUGUGAUAGUAAUUUUUAUGAUUAUACUUAUAGUAUUUGAUCAUGUAAAAUGGCAUUCAUUUUAAUAUACCGUUGAAGACUUUUGACCAGAGCUGAUGUACUUAAAACUGCCAUCACGAAAAUAAAAUUAUUUUUGAAAAAAAAAAAUAACACAAGAACAUUUUGUAUGUUUGUUACAAGUGGAGUUGUCUUCUACACAAUGAAUCUGUUUCGUUAACAAAUUUUGUAUUAAUUUUGCUUGCUUGACUUAGAACACAGUUGUGAUAAUUUGCAUAUGCUAUCACUUUGUUAUAGUUUUAGAAAGAAAAUAUCAGUAUGAAAAGCAUAUUUUUAUAUCUUUAUAAAUUUGUUAAUGGCAUUUUAUCUUUUAAUUUAUCUGCCAGAUGCUUUUUAUGUUUUUGUUCUUCGAAUGUUUUAUGUACUUUUCAAGUUCAUGGGAGGAUAAAGUGUGUUUUUACAAAAUUAGAUUAAAACCCUUUUAGCCUUUUUUCAACGUCGUUACAUUGUGAAUUUUACAAAAAAAAAAAAGAAUUUUUUUUGCACAAAACUUAAAGGGUGGACUGUUUUGUCUAAAAAGUAAAAAUGUUCAUAAGACCAGUUUAGAGACUGAAAUUGUGUAUAACAUGAAUGUGGUUUCUUACAAUGUACGGAAAAAAUAUUCUGAAAUGCAGUUUUGGAGCUAAUGAAUCAAACAGCAGGUGGAAGAUGAGAUUUAUAUAUGAAUGAUGUUAAUCUAAGAGCAAACAGUAAUUGUUUACUUUGAAAAAACCUUAGUUUGUGCUAGUUUUAUUUGGUAAUUUUGAGUUUUUAUAGGUAUUUACAGUGCAUGUAAUAUUGUAGAUAUACUGUCGAACUUAGUUCGUUUAAACUCCUAGGGACCAGCAAAAUUUAUUUGAGAUAUCGGCAUUUUCAACAAUUUAGGUAAUACAGAGAUUUUUCUUGUACGUGACGAUGAGUUCGAGUGAAGGAUGGUGUUCUAAUUAUCCGAGUUUGAGCGAACAAAGCUCUACUGUAUUUUGUUUUGAUGAAGUUUUUCUAUUGCUUUGUUACAUUCUGACCAACCCUGACUGUCAAGUUGAUAUCAAGUGAUCUUCUAGUCACAUUAUUUGUCUGUAUCAAAAAUAUCUGUCAUGUUACUUUACUUUUUUAGAAUAUCUGUAGUUGUUACUUGUUGUGACCUGAAUAACAAACAAGUUGCUGAUCAAGGCAUGCUAUAUUGUAAUGUGUUUGGGGCUAUUUUUACAUGGCAAAGAUGGCGCUUGCAGAAGUUUCAGUGAAACAUGAUGGAAUUUCAGAAAGCAAGUAAAUAUUAGGGCUGGGACGAUUACUUAAUCGUUAAUCGUUUGUAUGAAAUCGAAUCGAACUGGUUAAUCGGACGCCAUAUUGAAAAUGCUGUUUUCUUUCCUGAUGACCAUAUCAAGGUACUUCCGGCAGCUGACUUCAUUAGGGCCUUAUGGACUUUAUCAUUUGCAAGCAGUGUGAUAAUAAACAAGUCAUAUUUUGGUGUAUUUUAUUAGCUCGACUAUUCAUAGAAUAGUAGAGCUAUUGGACUCGCCCAUGCGUCGGCGUCCGCGUCAGCAUCCGCGUCCCGAUUUGGUUAAGUUUUUGUAUGUAAGCUGGUAUCUCAGCAACCAAUUGUGGGAAUGAAUUGAAACUUCACACACUUAUUCACUGUGAUAAACUGACUUACAUUGCACAGGUUCCAUAACUCUGUUUUGCUUUUUUACAAAAUUAUGCCCCUUUUUCGACUUAGAAAUUUUUGGUUAAGGUUUUGUAUGUAAGCUGGUAUCUCAGUAACCACUUGUGGGAAUGGAUUGAAACUUCACACACUUAUUUACUGUGAUAAAGUGACUUACAUUGCACAGGUUCCAUAACUCUAUUUUGCUUUUUUACAAAAUUAUGCCCCUUUUUCGACUUAGAAUUUUUUGGUUAAGGUUUUGUAUGUAAGCUGGUAUCUCAGUACUCACUAAUGGGAAUGGAUUGAAACUUCACACACUUGUUCACUGUCAUGAUCUGACAUGCCCAAAGCAGGUCCAAUAACUUUAUUUUGCUUUUUUACAAAAUUAUGCCCCUUUUUCAACAUAGAAAUUUUUGGUUAAGUUUUUGUAUGUAAGCUGGUAUCUCAGUAUCCACUAAUGGGAAAGGAUUGAAACUUCACACACUAGUUCACUGUCAUUAGCUGAUAAGCACUAUGCAGGUUCCAUAACCCUAUUUUACUUUUUUACUAAAUUAUGCCCCUUUUUCGACUUUCUUAUUCAUUCAAGCGACAAGGCUGUUAAAUAGUCGAGCGUUGCUGUCCUCCGACAGCUCUUGUUUUAAAUAUGUCACGACAGGCAAAGUACGAUUCGUGACAUCAUUUAGAUCGAAAAUAGCAAGGGAAAUGCAAUUCUACCUGUUCAUCGAUCGAUAAACACAUUCAGGCACGUUGCUGUCAAGGAUGUAAUGUAUGCAUGCAGUACUAUACAUUUUAUUGGGAUUGUUGGAUGUUUAUUGUUUGAGAGCAAUUAGCGUUUUUUCAAAAUUGAAACUGGUUUCACAUAGUAAUUGAAUUGGAUCCAAUUAACUGCGUUAUCGUCCCAGUCCUAGUAUUCUUCAUACAUGAUAACAUGAAUUAUUUUUCUGUAAUGUGCCACAUGAGCCAUUGAUGUAAUUUUACUGUAGUGGUUCAAACUUUUAUACAGAUAUUCUGCAUUGUUGCUCUUUUAACUUUUUAAAAGAAAUAAAUAUUUUUCUUUUUAAGUUGUACAUGUAGUUUGAUACAUGGCCAUAGGCUUAAUUGAAGAAGGAAUUCUUUUAAAAUGUUUAUGUUGUAUUUGUUGAUUUUUUAGAUGUUUGAAUCUAGCAUGAAAGUGCUUUGUUAAGAGGGCUACCUGUUUUUCAACCAUUAUCAUUCCAUUGUGAUUCAAGGUGAAUUGUAGACCCUUCAUAAAAUCAACAAACUUUGUAGAUAUUUUUUCCAUUCUGAAGCUGCCAUUUCUGUACAUACAUUUCAGCUUAAAAAAAUAAUGUUGGGCAUAAUAUCUUUAGAAAAGGUGUUUGUACCAAGGGUUGCGAUUCAGAAUACAAAUACUGGUAGUAUUUCAUUCUGUAAAAUAACAAUCAAAACGUCAUGUAAUAUCUUUCAGGAUUCUAGCCAGGCUAUUAUGUCAUGUGCGACAUGCAUCGAAUGUCUUAAGCAGCAUGCUUUCAGGCUUUCAGUUGUAUUUUUCAGUGGAAAGCAUUUAAGAAAAGACAGUUUAAUACUGGAAGACAAGUUUCAUCAAUUAAUAUCAAAAUAAUCGAGCAUGAAAACCAUGUUUUCACUGGCUGAUUUAAAGAGACAGUGCCAGAUAAUAGAUAUGAAAUAAAGGUCACUUUUAAUGUUUUUUGCAUGUAUUGAUAAGCAGAUUCAUGAAAAGACACUGUCAUGGCCACAAGAUCAAGAAGUUGUUGCUAAAAAUGAUACGAGCCGCGCCAUGAGAAAACCAACAUAGUGGGUUUGCAACCAGCAUGGAUCCAGACCAGCCUGCGCAUCCGCACAGUCUGGUCAGGAUCCAUGCUGUUCGCUUUCAAAGUCUAUUGCUAUUAGAGAAACUGUUAACGAACAGCAUGGAUCCUGACCAGACUGCACGGAUGCGCAGGCUGGUCUGGAUCCAUGCUGGUUGCAAACCCACUAUGUUGGUUUUCUCAUGGCGCGGCUCGUAUCAUUUUUAGCAUUUUUGUAUUGAUGAGCAGAUUCAUGAAAAGACACUGUCAUGGCCACAAGAUUAAGAAGUUGUUGCUAAAAAUGAUAUGAGCCGUGCCAUGAGAAAACCAACAUAGUGGGUUUGCAGCCAGCAUGGAUCCAGACCAGCCUGCGCUACCGCGCUUUCAAAGCCUAUUGCUAUUAGAGAAACUGUUAGCAAACAGCAUGGAUCCUGACCAGACUGCACGGAUGCGCAGGCUGGUCUGGAUCCAUGCUGGUCGCAAAGCCACUAUGUUGGUUUUCCCAUGGCACGGCUCAAUUAUAUUCUAAAGAAAACUUUUACAGUAUAUUUUUUGAUAGGUCUUGACAGAUUAAUUGGAUGUUUUAAUAAGGAUAGAUUUUGGCAGGAACCCUGAUUUUGACUUUAUAGUGUUGUUUCAUUAGUUAUGCAUAUAUAUUUCAUAUUUGACAUUUACUCAUACGGAAAUAGAAAAUAUACGUACACUUUCAUAAAACUGUUGCAUUCUCAAAUACACAUAAUCAUUACAUAGCAUGUAUUACUUUUGAAAUACAUGUGUCAUUCUGCAGGUCACAUUUACAAUUUUAUUCAAGUUAGAUACAGUAUAUCAGCUAUCGUUCGAUAUUUCAUUUAUUAUUUAGUUAUUCACAUUUAAAUUCAUUGUUCAGGUUUUCAGAAUUAAUUUUUAAUUUUGUGGAAAUAUUUGCAGUCUGUUACAUAUUAGUCAGUAUAGAAUAAUAUUUCAUCACAAAACUUUUUAAGUGACCUCCUUUGCUGAGUGGCUAAGUUGGCUCUUUUCAAGUCAAUUGACCCUUGACCUCUCUAUGUAUGAUGGACUGGCAGAAUCAAAUUCCUUGUAAAUUGUUGAUUUUAUGAAGGUUUGUCUGUGUGUAUGAAGAAUGUGUAUAACUCUACCCGGUUACUGAAAUAUAUUGCUGUUUGAUAUAUAUGUUACAUAGAUUUAUUGUGUUUAAUAGUAAGGUCUACAGAGGUUUAGAAAAGAAAGAAGUUUUUGAAAGCUCUCUUAUUUAAAAGUGUAUGCUUGAGGACAGUAGAAUUCAGAAGGUAAAAAGGCAGCUAUGUCAUUUAAAAGCUUUAUUGGUAAAAGUGUGGAAUCAUAGAGGAAUAAAAUAUACCGCUGAAACUCGAUAUCUCAAAUUCCAAGGGAUCAAGAGUUUUUUUGGUUUUUUUCGAGAUAACUAAAAUUAGACUUAAAAUGAUAUUUUGUGCAAGUGUUUUUGGGACAGGACUUAAAAUGUCUUUGAGAUAGCUGAAAGUUUAAAAGGGAGUUUGAGGUAUCGGGUUUCAUCUGCAUUUGAGUACUAGCAAGUAUAAAAGAUACAUCACCAUAAAAUGGAAGUUUCUAUUAUAAUUUAUUGGGAGGUUAUUUAAACUUGUGUUUCAAGUUGUAAACUUACUUUUUCCAUACAUACAGGAAUAAAUAUAGGAUUUUCUUAAAAUUAGCUUUGAUGCAGAAUAUUACAAAAACUUAUACUUGGUUAAUAAUAGAUUUAUUCUUUUAGGUGUGCAUUUUUAUAGCUUGCAAAUUUAGGUGCAAUAGAGGUCAUAAAAUGUGUUAAGGAGAGUAUCAUUGUUUAGUAAUUGAUAGUGUUUUGUGUUUAAUUUCAAACUUGUUAAGUAAGAAAAAAUUGUACAAAUUAUGCAUAUUCUACAUGAAACUUUAGUAAUCAAAAUAUUAAAUAGGAAAAUUGUAACAAAGUGUAAUAUAGGUCUCCAGAAAUAUCCAAAAACAACUGUGAUUGGUUGACAGGCAAUCACUAGGACCAUUUUGACAUGUGUUUGAUGUAAAACAAACUUCACAGUUACUCGAUUCAAAUUGAGGGAAGGAAAGCAAUUUUAUUCUUGAGCUUAGUCAACAAUACCUUCACAGUUAAGUUUUUCAUAUUGAUAUCUAAAAUUAUGAUUUUGUAGUGCUGGACUCUCAGAAUACAGUUUUAUGUGUAGAUUUUAUAGUGCUGAAUUUCCUGAAUACGAGGCUACUGGACUGCAUUAUUAUUAUUAGACAAGAUGAGGAUUCAGUAUGUCUAUGCGUAUGCAACCUUUAGGUAGUAAUAAACAGUUUGAAAAAAAAAAUUAAAAAAUAGUCAGAUGGGCUUGCUACUGGUACUUGUUUUGAAUGGCAGGAGUUACAAGUGCUUUUGAAACAAGUGAGUCAGAGAUAUGUGAAAAUUCUAAUUCUAUAAUAUCGAUACUUCAGACACUUUCUUAAAUACAGUGUAAAACUCUUAACACAUACCCCAGUACAGAGUAAAUAUCUAACACAUGCCCCUGCCAUAUGACAUAUUAACUGGUCUAUAAUUAUUCAGGGCAGAACUGCAUUAAAAACACUUAUUGUUUGUUUUCCCCUUUUGUAGUAUUAUAUACUACAGCACUGAUUCAAGUGCUAGUUAUAUAUCCCACCACUGCUUUACUCCUGUAUGUGUGUCUGUCACAAAUCUUGUCCGAACAUUUCUCAUCCGAUUUUCACCAAACUUGAACAAAAUGUGUUUAGCCAAAUCUGCCCAGGCACUUCGGAAUUAUGGCCCUUGAAACUUGUUUUUGAUAAUCAAAGCACUGGAAGUCUGAUAAGGUAGAUUGGGUCUUAGUGCAUGGUUGACUCAUACAGUAUACUACUGUUCAGAUGAUAGGCAGUUGUGGGAGACAUGCGCUUUUCUCAAAAGCAGCUCUAGUUGGAUAUGAUUUUGGAGACAUCUAAGUUAAUCAUGUUUAGACCUCAUUAUCAGUAUCAUAUGGUUUUACAACUUCAGGACCCAUAUUUUUCAGCCAUCAGAGUCAGAAACGAAAAAUUAUGACCUAAAACAUAACUAUUUUUGUGUUCAUUCUGCAAUUCUGCUUCAACAUUGCAGAGAUGUUAAAAUUGUAAUAUGUACACAGCUGCCAAAUUUCAAAUCAAGAUUAUUAGUAAGGUAACUAGUGUAAAUUGAAUACUAGGUACACGUUUACUAUAAAAGUCUGCUAAAGUGUAUGUUUAUUUCUUGUUGACUAGAAUCAACUGGCAAACAAAAAAUUGACCUUACAGUUGACUGCAGGCAGCUUGUUGUUGUUGUUGUUUGAGAACUUGUUGCUUUAUAUAAAUGCUUUUUACUGUAUUAUUGUUGUCUGUCAACAGAGUAUCUCAAAUAUGUGUUCAACUGAAUUUUACGCGAAAGGUGUGUUUGAUUAAUGUUAGAUUAAAAUAGGAAACCUAUUAAAGAAUAAAGAUUAGAUUUUAUCAUACUGUAUUGAUUGAAAUAAUUUUAUACUAGGAUACUAGGGGUGUGAUGAAUAUUUGUUGAGUUAGCAUGUAUAUUCUUGUUUAAAUGAUGUUUGUUGCAAAGAUGAACAUGUGUUGAGAUACACAAGUUGAAAUCUUUCUUGCAAAGAUGGGCAUGUGUUGAGAUACACAAGUUGAAACCUUUGUUGCAAAGAUGGGCAUGUGUUGAGAUACACAAGUUGAAAUCUUUCUUGCAAAGAUGGGCAUGUGUUGAGAUACACAAGUUGAAACCUUUCUUGCAAAGAUGGGCAUGUGUUGAGAUACACAAGUUGAAAUCUUUGUUGCAAAGAUGGGCAUGUGUUGAGAUACACAAGUUGAAAUCUUUGUUGCAAAGAUGGGCAUGUGUUGAGAUACACAAGUUGAAACCUUUCUUGCAAAGAUGGGCAUGUGUUGAGAUACACAAGUUGAAACCUUUGUUGCAAAGAUGGACAUGUGUUGAGAUACACAAGUUGAAACCUUUGUUGCAAAGAUGGACAUGUGUUGAGAUACACAAGUUGAAACCUUUGUUGCAAAGAUGGACAUGUGUUGAGAUACACAAGUUGAAACCUUUGUUGCAAAGAUGGACAUGUUUUGAGAUACACAAGUUGAAACCUUUGUUGCAAAGAUGGACAUGUGUUGAGAUACACAAGUUGAAAUCUUUGUUGCAAAGAUUGACAUGUGUUAAAAUACACAAGUUGAAAUCUUUGUUGCAAAGAUGGACAUGUGUUAGCUACUAAAGUGCAAAGUUUGACAUAUUUCAGCUGCACAAAUUGAAAUCUUUUUUGCAAAGAUUUACAUGUAUUCAAAAACACAAUUGAAAAUCUUUGUUGAAACAUCAUUUUGAUUCAGACUGCUAGUGUAAAAUGAAGACUAUUGAAUAAAUGAAUCAACAUUGUGCUAUAGACAUGUAACAUUACGCAUUAUCAUGAACAUAUGAUUAUCACAGGGUUCUCUUUCCAUAAGUGUGUAGACCCUUUUUUCUAUGGCUGUUUGUCCAACCGUCUUGUUAAUAAUAAAAUAUUUUGUCAUGUUUUGAUAAGUUUGUUGACAUGAAUGUUAAAUUUUAUGAUCCCAUUUCAUUUGAGCAUUGUAAUUGUACAUCAUCAUGUAUUUCUAAAUUAAAGGAUUUUAAAGCUA